AAAAAAUUGAAGAGCCUCGUUCCCACGUCGAUCAGCACAACACUCUCGCAGGGGAGAAAGGACUGCAUUUUGGAUUAAGCAACAUAAUGGAUCCGAGAAUGUACUACCUGCCAUGAUCGCCACCCACUCUCACGCUUCCCCGAUGCAAAAUGGCCCGCUAUCCCACCUUUGACGAAUACCGCAAACGCGGCAACUACCAAGACGGCCUGAAACGCUGCGAUGACCUUCUCAAGAAGAAUCCCCACGACGUCCAACUUUUGAUCCUCAAGUUUCAGCUGCUCAGCGCCAUCAAAGGCGAUGCACAACCAGUUCUGGACCAGCUUGCAUCCCGGCAGCCUCCCAUACUGGACUUAGGCGACAUUAUCUCCAUCGAGGACGCUGUCGAAAUUUCCCAGCGAGAUGACUAUCCGUCACCGAAUUCCGCUGGUCCGUCGGUGGCCAAACUCUGGGACAAUGCCUUCAAAGCGUCCACGUCGAUGAACCACAGGCUGGAUCUGCUCUCCCUACGAUUCUCUCGAGCGGUGGUCGAUAAUCGCCUAGCCGAUGCCCAGCAAGCCCUUAUCCAACUCAAGGCAUUACAGCCAAAGAACCGAGUCGUGUACAUGGCUCAUGCCGCCGUCACGCAGAUGCUGUCGACUGCGAACGACGACUUAUCCGCUCGCCUCGCUCUGCUGCUCGCACGCAAAGCCGUAACGGACAAGUUCGACGCGGACGACGCACUGGAUUGCAGAGUCCCGGGACAGAUUUUUGCUUUGCAGGCGUCGCAAAAGGAUCUGGAGAGUAUUUCUGACACUCGGUUCAAGGAGAGUAAGCAGGUGUACGAGGCUUUGCACGAUGGCAACCGGAAAGAAGUGAAUGGAGACUCUGCUCCGCAAGCCGAGGCGGGUGCUGCUUCAUGGGAUCUAUCGGGAAUUCCAUCACUAAAUCAACACUUCGCCGACUUGACCAAAUCCUCGGCUUCCCUGGACACCGUGCUGGCCUUUGCCACAAACUCCCUCCAGCUCUUCCACACAGCCAGCACAUCAACCUCGGAUCCCCGAGGAAGAGGCGCAGCAGACGCAUGCUUCCUGUCCAUCUCCGCACUUACCAGAGCCUACGAACUGUCCAGCGAUCAACGCUACCUCCUCACAGCCGCCUUUUCCGCCGAAGCUUUGCUCAAACACAAUCCUCACAUCCACGAAGCCCGCCUCAUUCUCAUCUACCUCUACAUGCGCCUCGGCCUGGGCAGCCUAGCACUGCACUACUUCGACUCCCUCAAUAUCAAAGAAAUUCAACACGACACCGUUGGCCACGUGCUCUUCACCAACCUCUCCCUCACGCAUCCCCACAUUACGACCGUGAAGAGGAAUGCCGUCUUUGAACCCCUCAAGCGACUUUCCCUAGCAUUAGCAAUGUACACCAAGCACGAGGAGAGACUGGCAGAGACGGAAGCGAGCGUGCUCAAUCACUCACAGACUGGAAUGCUGAUCGAUCUACGGGAAUUGCGGGAUCACCUGCGCUUGAGCGUCACUCGGCGCAUCACCUACUUGGAGCAGAGGCGGACUGCUCGUCUGCUGAACAACGCGCUUGGUCAAGCCGCCGCACCCAUGGGCCCAAGAGUGCUGGCAAACUGGACGAACAUCGUCGAUAACCGAGACUUUGCCGCCGCGUUCGACUUCGGCUACAAUGUCGAGCGAGUGUUGUAUGAACAAGACGGCUCUCAGCCUGAAAAGCCGUGGAUCUUGCGUGCACUAGCGGCAGACUCGGCUUGGUGUCUUGCCAACGGCCAUCCGACUUUGGUCAAAGACGUAGACGCCUUGGUGUCUGAGCUGACAAGUCUCGAGCCGAGUCUGGAUUCCCUGAAACUCGAUGGGAGUGAGGCUUCGGUGCUACAUGUGGAAAUUCUCGCGGGUGACCUGGCAAACCAGACUCUCCGGACACUCCUACAUCUCGCGUCCAACGAUCCCGAACUACCUCAAGCCGCCGCAGCGAUGCUCAAAGCCCUCGAACGCCUACCCAUCACAGAACUGGUGAGCAAGGAGGGGGUUCUCGCAGAGCACCUGACAGCACACUACAACCUCCUCGACGUGCUGCGGACCGUGCUCAAAACGUCAAAACUCGCAGGGGAGAAGGCGAAAGAGCAGCACGACCUAUUCGACACAGCGCGCAAAUUGGCCGAAGAGCACUGUACCGCGCUCCGCGAUCACGCAAAGGAGCAAAGCAAGCGUGUCUCUGCUGCGGCAGUUAGAGAGUACGUUCAACGGGAGGAGAGAUUGAAGGAUAGCAUGGGGCUACUUGGAGAUGGCAACCUCGCCGAUUUUUGCCAGGCUGUUGCGGCUUCUGCGAAAGAAGGGUGGGAAGGCGUGACGAAGAUUAAUUAGAAACGUUUUGAAUAUGCGUAUUAGGGCGUGUAGAUAGCAUUGCGGUACAAUCGACAUUGUGAAUGCCGUGCAAACCGGGCGCACAAUGCUUCUC
Messenger RNA from Neohortaea acidophila, 2454 nucleotides. Its product is annotated as N-acetyltransferase B complex non catalytic subunit-domain-containing protein. Gene Ontology annotation, molecular function: protein binding. Bases 150 to 2360 code for a protein of 736 amino acids. The record is from RefSeq and is a predicted model, not a curated record. Lineage: Eukaryota; Fungi; Ascomycota; Dothideomycetes; Mycosphaerellales; Teratosphaeriaceae. The transcript has a single exon.